Molecule: messenger RNA, 1242 nt
Organism: Lutra lutra (Eurasian river otter)
Lineage: Eukaryota; Metazoa; Chordata; Mammalia; Carnivora; Mustelidae
Product: transmembrane protein KIAA1109-like
Exons: 1
Coding region: 133-708 (191 amino acids)
Biological process (GO): synaptic vesicle endocytosis
Source: RefSeq, a predicted model, not a curated record
AACCUGCUUCGUAAUGUUGAUGCUAAUAAUACUGAGAAUAGCACUACAGUGAAGAAUUCUAGUUUGUUGAGUGGAUUCAGAGGAGGUUCUAGCUACAAUCAUGAAACAGAGACUAUCUUUGCAUUACCAAGGAUGCAGCUUGAAUUUAAAUCCAUUCAUGUUCAAGAACCACAGGAACCUUCAUUACAGGAUGCCAGCCUGAAGCCGAAGGUAGAAUGUAGUGUGGUGACAGAGUUUACUGACCACAUUUGUGUGACUAUGGAUGCUGAGCUCAUCAUGUUUCUUCAUGAUUUAGUGUCAGCUUAUCUUAAAGAAAAAGAAAAAGCCAUUUUUCCACCUCGGAUUUUAUCUACUCGACCAGGACAGAAAAGCCCAAUUAUUAUACAUGAUGACAAUUCCUCUGACAGAGACAGAGAGGACAGCAUCACUUACACGACUGUGGACUGGAGAGAUUUUAUGUGCAACACAUGGCAUCUAGAACCCACUCUCAGAUUAAUUUCUUGGACUGGAAGAAAGAUUGAUCCAGUAGGUGUUGAUUAUAUUCUUCAAAAACUGGGCUUUCAUCAUGCCAGGACUACUAUUCCUAAAUGGCUUCAAAGAGGAGUCAUGGACCCCCUUGACAAGGUUCUGUCAGUUCUUAUUAAAAAACUCGGUACUGCACUACAGGAUGAAAAGGAAAAGAAAGGAAAAGACAAAGAAGAACACUAAAAAAAGUAACUUGAUCUGUGAACAAAUUAAGAUUGUGUCUGUUAAGUUUUAUUACACUGGAGUGUUUUUUUUUUGUAUAGUAAAAUUAUUUUCAGUAUAACUUAAAAUAACUCUAAUUUUGUGGCCAUUAUAUUGAAAGUUUGUAAGUUAACCUGUUUAUUCUAGUUCCACCAUUCUAUAUACAGUGAAGUAUUGCAUGAUAAUGUACAUUUUGUGAAAAACUAGAUUAAAAUAUAUAAAUCUGCUCAGUAGGGUUUAUAAUCGUAUUAUGUGCAAUAUGAUUCCUGCAUCUUUAAAAUAUUUUCAGAGUAACUGUGAAUUUUUGUUAUUGGCCAUAACUUUUAGAAAAAAAUCUUAUUGAUAAUGUGAUCUUUUUUUUUUUUUGGUCAUUAAUUGCCUUUUCUUUUUUUUAAAUGUAGUCUUGUAUAAAUACCUAUUUGUAUAUAGUUUGAGUAAUUGUGAUAUGAUUAUAACUAAAAUAUUGUUUGUAACUAUUGUAAUAAAGUCACAAUAAUUGGUUUCAAAAAAAAAAAA